This is a messenger RNA of Phialemonium atrogriseum, 2993 nucleotides long. RefSeq names its product glycoside hydrolase family 63 protein. Gene Ontology annotation, molecular function: Glc3Man9GlcNAc2 oligosaccharide glucosidase activity. Gene Ontology annotation, cellular component: endoplasmic reticulum membrane. The record is from RefSeq and is a predicted model, not a curated record. The transcript is spliced from 3 exons. NCBI's taxonomy places the organism in Eukaryota, Fungi, Ascomycota, Sordariomycetes, Cephalothecales, Cephalothecaceae. Bases 130 to 2592 code for a protein of 820 amino acids. Gene Ontology annotation, biological process: oligosaccharide metabolic process; protein N-linked glycosylation.
GCCAGCUUAUCGAGCUCAACGUGUCCAGAAAAAGACCAGCAAAAACGGGCCUCAUUAACAUCGCUGCAAGGCUGUCUUGCCAAGUUCUAGUGCCCGGUUUGCACUGGAUACCUUCUCGUUGAUGCAGCCAUGGCACGCACGCGCCAAUUGAGCUUCUUGCUCACUUUUCUUCUCUCCAGCAUCUUGCUGGUCGCCCCGACAGCUCUGGCAGCCAACGACGAAUCCAUCCUCACUAGCGAGAUUGGCAGGCUGAACAACCAAAGCUUACUAUGGGGUCCCUACCGCCCAAAUCUUUACUUUGGUGUUCGUCCCAGGAUACCGAAGAGCCUGAUGGCUGGGCUGAUGUGGGGGAAGAUUGAGACGUAUAACGAUUUUCAGCACAGUGUUCGGUAUACGUGCGAGCAGAAUGAGGGAAUGGAGGGCUAUGGCUGGGACGAGUACGAUACACGAAAGGGAGGCGUGCAAUCGAUACACGACAAGGAGAACAAGAUCGACAUCACGACAUCAUUCGUCAAGGUCCCCGGCGGCGCGCACGGGGGAAGCUGGGCUGCGAGAAUUAAAGGGCAGCUCAGAGAGGAAGCCGACCCGGAACAGAAAACCAUCCUCUUCCUCUACGUCACGCAAGAGGGUUUCGGAAGCGAGCUGGAAGCUGUACGGGGCGACGAGGCGGGUUAUGAGGGCGACGUGACCCUAAAGGGCUCGUCUGAUGCUCUGGGAAUCUAUAAGCUGGUCGUCACAAGGGGCACCGGCAAGUAUCCCGAAAGCGACCAUGAGAUAUCCGAGACCCGGCCUACUGGGAAGGCCAUCGUGCAGUCCCUGAACCACCCGGAGGAGGUUCUCUGGCAAGCCAAACCGGUCAUCUUCAAGCAGUUGAAGGAUGGCGUCGACUUCCUCGUCGAGAACAACUUCGAUAACGACAACCCGCCCCCGCCGUGGCAAGUGUAUCAGCUUGCCAACUCGCCUGGGCACGGAAACGUCCAGAUCGUGGAGAAGAUUUUCGAGGGGGAUUUCGAGUUUGACAUCCUCUUCUCGAGCGCCUCGAGUGGCAAGGAUAUUACGAGCGAGGAUUUGACUAGAGAGAUCAAGGAGACGACUGAGUCGUUUGGUGACCGCUUUUCCAGCAUUUUCGAGCUUAAGGCCCCAUUUAAUGCCGAGAAGUACAAGAAAUUCGGGCGGAGCAUGUUCUCAAAUCUUAUUGGAGGAAUAGGGUAUUUCCACGGACAUUCAUUGGUCGACAGAUCAUAUGCCCCUGAGUAUGACGAGGAGAAUGAGGGCUUCUGGGAGGAGACCGCCGAGGCUCGCGCGCGGAGACAGGAGAAGCCCGAGGGACCGUACGAACUCUUCUCGUCCAUCCCCUCAAGGCCGUUCUUCCCGAGAGGGUUCCUGUGGGACGAGGGAUUCCACCUCCUCCCUGUUGCCGACUGGGACAUGGACCUGACUCUCGAGAUCGUGAAGAGUUGGUUCAACCUCAUGGAUGAUGACGGGUGGAUUGCCCGCGAGCAGAUCCUUGGCCCAGAGGCUCGAAGCAAAGUCCCUGAGGCGUUCCAGACACAGUAUCCCCAUUACGCCAACCCCCCCACUCUAUUCCUUGUCCUCGACUCUUUCAUUGAUAAGCUUCGCAAGUCGAAUGGAUCCUUGCCAGCUGGGAGGGAGCAUCUUUCGCAAGACGAGACCAUUUCAACGGCCUCGAUCGAUAACACCGAGAUCGGGGUCGAGUAUCUGCGCAGGCUGUAUCCGCUUCUGCGUCGCCAGUACAACUGGUUCAGGAAGACCCAAUACGGCGACAUCAAGUCCUACGACCGCGAUGCGUACUCCACAAAGGAGGCAUACCGCUGGCGAGGGCGGACGAUCCAGCACUGCCUGACAAGCGGUCUGGACGACUACCCGCGGCCCCAGCCUCCUCACCCGGGCGAGUUGCACGUCGACCUCAUGUCGUGGAUGGGCAUGAUGACCAAGUCGCUGAUCAAUAUCGCCGACGUUGUCGGCAUGCCCGAGGAGGGCGAGGAGCUGAAGAAGAUCCUGAACGCGAUCGAGCACAACCUCGACGACCUCCACUGGUCCGACGCGGACGGUUGCUACUGCGACGCCACCAUCGACGACUUUGAGGAGCACAAGCUCGUCUGCCACAAGGGGUACGUCUCGCUGAUGCCCUUCCUCACGGGCCUGAUCAAGCCGGACAGCCCGAAGCUGGGCAAGAUCCUGGCCCUCCUAGGCGACGAGGAGGAGCUAUUCAGCCCCCACGGCAUCCGUAGCCUAAGCAAGAAGGAUCCCCUCUCCGGCACCGAGGAGAACUACUGGCGCAGCCCCGUGUGGAUCAACAUGAACUACCUAGCCAUCGUGCAGCUCUACAACACCGCCACCCAGGACGGACCCCACCGGAAGACGGCCGCGGACCUGUACGCGCGCCUCCGCCGGAACAUCGUCGACACCGUCUACGAGAGCUGGGCUGAGACGGGCUUCGCGUGGGAGCAGUACAACCCGGACACGGGCCGGGGCCAGCGCACGCAGCACUUCACCGGCUGGACGAGCCUCGUCGUCAAGGUCAUGGCCAUGCCCGACCUGGCCGAGGGCCGUUCGCGGGACGAGCUGUAGGUGGGUGCACCAGUUGUUCUGUGGAGAGAUUGAGAAUGUGGGGGGGAGAUAUUAUGGGUAAAUGGCGCGUGGUUUGAGAUUCUAUCACCGAAAAAUAUGUAUGAUAGGUGGUUUUUGAAAAGGAGGACAAUCAAAACGAUCGUCUCGGGGUUUGAUCAUUUCGGGAUCCCCCUUUCUGCAUUGAACCAUGUGGCCUAUGAUGAAAUAACAAGAUCUACUUCGCGGUGCAGGUUACCACACGAGACUAAUGCGAGGAACGGCAGGCCUGACCAUCCACAGGGAUUCUAUGACGACGACAGGUCCAAGUAUUGCAAAGGGGUUAAUACGUACAUGCAAGAGUUUCUGACGGCGCAGGUGCAACCGCUUGCUCGCUAUGGCGUGCUUAUGAUGGACUACCCGGC